Molecule: messenger RNA, 279 nt
Organism: Clunio marinus
Lineage: Eukaryota; Metazoa; Arthropoda; Insecta; Diptera; Chironomidae
Source: the annotation of a GenBank genome assembly
AUGCAAUCACAUCAAGAGGGAAGAAUCAGCUCUGAUUGGGGAUUGCAAACUCUACUUAAACUUUGUCAUGAAAAAGUUCACACUAUGUGUACGUUUGACAUAAAACAACAGUCUACAUGCAACACUUCAGAGCCCUUCCCGUUUCACAUGUUGCUUUUAAUGGAGUUAAAUAAUAGCUUAACAGCUGCAAUGAUUUUACAAAAUGCAAGAGAGAGCAUUUGGAUUAAAACGUGGGAUGAAAAUAUGUUUUCUUGCUCUAAGCUUCAUCUUAAACAUUGA